Molecule: messenger RNA, 3886 nt
Organism: Cylas formicarius (sweet potato weevil)
Lineage: Eukaryota; Metazoa; Arthropoda; Insecta; Coleoptera; Brentidae
Gene: tkv
Product: bone morphogenetic protein receptor type-1B
Exons: 3
Coding region: 498-2006 (502 amino acids)
Biological process (GO): dorsal/ventral pattern formation; protein phosphorylation; BMP signaling pathway
Cellular component (GO): signaling receptor complex; plasma membrane
Molecular function (GO): SMAD binding; ATP binding; transforming growth factor beta receptor activity, type I
Source: RefSeq, a predicted model, not a curated record
UUCAGUCUUUCGCAAACCGACAUUUUCACGUAACGCACAACGAUAGACGUAUUAGCGAGCGUACUACGCGUCGUUCAUCCCCACCACCCUCGGGAGCGCGGAAAGUGUCUGCCGGGCGUUUUUCUUCUCUGCACACACACACAGCCGCCUAUAACAACCUGUAAAACCGAGCGCGGUACGUCAGUUUCCAACCGACUCGCUUGAGGUGAGGACGUACGUCGUUUAUCGUACCGGCUGGACGAACAUACGACUCGACGACAAGGCGAGAGAAAUCUGGCGCGCGUGUGUGUGUGUGUGGCGAAGCGUCGGAUUACGGGGAAUACGAGAAAUGUGUUGGGCGGACGUCGCUUCAAAGGAAAGCCCGCGAAAAAGAUGACCGUCGGCUGCGCUGGUGAUUUCGGAAAUUAUCGUAUAGUUGCGAGUACGCGUUGUGGGUGUUUUUGUGUUUAAAACAAAGUAAAAGAAACAUUGCCCGGCGUGGAUUUUAUUUGGACGCGAUGGCCAGGAGGAAAAUGCGUGGGAAAAACGUGCGCAAGUGCUACUGCGAGGGACACUGCCCGAAUCGCCAAAGCAAUGGGACCUGCGAAAUCAAACCGGGCGGCAUGUGUUUCACCGACGUCGAGGCCGCCAUCAACGACGACGGCGUCGAGUACCCGCUGCGACGGUACGGCUGCUUGCCCCCCGACGACGGCACCUUCAUGCAGUGCAAGGGCCACCUGGUGCCCCACCGACAAAGCAAGUCGAUCCAGUGUUGCGACGACGCGGACUUCUGCAACCGCGACCUGAAGAUAAGCUACCCGGAACGGCCGGAACCGGACGUGCCCGGAUUCGGGACGCAAGACAACCUUCCCUUCAUCGUCCUGCUGACGUCGGUGACGUUUUGCCUCACGGUCUUCCUGCUGGGCAUCGCGUUCGUAUACAUGAAGUACCGCAAGAAGGAGGCCCACGGCAAGUUCGGCCUCUACUCCAAGGGUUACCCGUCGGAGAAGUGUCCCAACGUCGACAUCCACCGCCCCUUGACGAGUCUGAUCGAGCAGUCCAGCGGUUCGGGUUCCGGUCUGCCGAUUCUAGUGCAGAGGACGAUAUCGAAACAGAUCCACAUGGUGCAGUCGGUGGGCAAGGGCCGUUACGGGGAGGUGUGGCUCGCGCGGUUCCGUGGCGAAAGGGUCGCCGUCAAAGUGUUCUUCACGACCGAGGAGGCGAGCUGGUUCCGAGAAACGGAGAUCUACCAGACGGUCCUGAUGCGGCACGAGAAUAUCCUCGGGUUCAUCGCCGCCGAUAUCAAGGGUACCGGCAGCUGGACCCAGAUGCUCCUUAUUACCGAGUACCACGAGAAGGGAUCGCUGUUCGACUACCUCCAGGACCACUGCCUCGAAUCCAACGGUCUCCUCGUCAUGGCGAGGAGCAUAGUCAGCGGUCUGGCGCACCUGCACACGGAGAUCAUCGGCACCAAGGGCAAACCCGCCAUCGCGCACCGCGACAUCAAGAGCAAGAACAUCUUGGUGAAGCGGAACGGAGAAUGUUGCAUAGCGGACUUUGGUCUCGCCGUCAAGUACCUGAGCGACGUGAACGAGAUCGAAGUGCCGCCGAACAUCAGGAGCGGUACCAGACGCUACAUGGCGCCCGAAUUGCUCAGCAAAAGCAUCGACGUCAACAACUUCGAGGCGUAUCGGAAAGCGGACGUAUACGCGCUCGGCCUGGUGAUGUGGGAGAUGUCGAGGAGGUGCGUGACCGGGGACAAGUUGAAAAUCGCGGACGACUACGCGGUACCGUACUACGACUGCGUGCCUAGCGAUCCGAGUUGCGACGACAUGUCCCUAGCGGUGUGCGUAAAGAAACUGAGGCCCCAGGUACCGCUCAGGUGGGAAACGGACCCGGUGCUGAGGACGAUGUCGAAGGUGAUGCAAGAGUGCUGGCACCACAGCCCGGACGCCCGUCUUACCACGUUACGGGUGAAAAAGACGCUGGCACGUUUAGAGCCCGACGUCACCGUGAAUAUAGUUUAGUGUGUGUGUGUGUGUGUGUGAUGUACAGACGCAAAGCUUUAAACUUACUUGUAAAUAUCAGAGCGUUAAGGUUGUAAAUAUCGUUAAGUAGUCCAAAUGUACCUUGAUCCGAAACUAAGGAACGUCGUCGCGUUAAGUACGGUGCCGUACUUUCUAUAUUAGAAGAGUAUUUCCGCGAAAAUAACCGAAAACGGACUCGGGAAGCCUUCUCGAAGGAACGAGAAGAAGCGACCGCCCUUCCAUUUACUCGUAUUUAUGCGAGGCUCCACGCCAUAAAGUUGUACUUGGACCGUUUUGCACAUCAACGAUUUGACAAAUUACAAUAACUUAACUUCCUACUUUCCAACGUCUAGUUGAAUUCAAAAUGUCUAUUGGUACUGUGGGGAUACAUUAUACAAUAAAUACAGACACUGCUUAUCUAAUCAUAUAUAAUUUAAUAAAAGAAAAGAUACUCGAUUAAUUAUUUAUAAAAACAGGAUUCAUUCUCUCUUCAUUAACGAUACAUCUUUGAACUUAUUUAUAAAUAAAUAGUCAUACAACAAUAACGCUUUAAUAAAUCCCAAUGGCACAAGUUUGUGCGCCGUGGACCUUGUAACUUGGUGAGAUUGUACAUAAACGUUCGACCAAAUAACCAUUAAAAUAGGAUAACCGUGCCAUGAAAUUGAAGGUUGGUCGCUAUGUCCCGAGUACCAUUAGAACAAACUUGAACUUAUUUUAGUACUACGCAGUCGCAAAGUUGAUCGAAACAAGCCUUACCUCUGUGCCGUAGGACGUGCCGGAUGAUUCCUACCGUGGUGCCAUCGUCGCGUAUACUUUACCGGGUUAUUGUGUCAAAACGGAUCGCAGAAUGGUUCGGCAAAGCAGCACCAAAACUUCAAACGACACUCGUUAAAAUUGCACCAUUGACUCGGCUUUCGGAAAAGAAAAACAAAAUUUCGCUGUUGCUCAAAGAUCUUUUUUAUUUCUUGGUUAGGAUGACAUUUUGUUUCUGUUUUGUCUGUAUACUCGACCAUUCGCGUUUAAUUUUGCGUUUUUAGUUUUUAUUAUUGUAAAGUAAAUAGGCCGAGAGACUCUUGGAAUGUGCAUUUACAUUUGUAAAUAUCGUUCUCGCGUAAUUAUUUUAAUUUGUCUAGAGUUUAUCGAGCCGAAUGGUUGCGUAAGUCUGUUCGUUUGUAAUUUUAAUAGCAAGACUGAUAUUUUGGAUGUUGUUUUUCUCCGUGUAUAAAGGUGUAACAAAAUGUAACAAAUAUAUGUAGCUUAGUACAUUAACGUUGGUCUUUUAUUUCAUCAAAUAUGAACACGCACUCACCGAAAAGUUAGGUUAGCGUAUUUAUUUACAAACAAAUCCCGUUCCAGGCAACUCACCAUAUUUAGGCUACUUGAAAUCUUAAGUUCUAUUUACCAAUACCAGGGCCAAUUAGUUUCGAUUAGUGAUACCACAAGAUGAUUUGUUUCACCAAUAAAGGAUAGGGAAUUACUGCUAUAGGAUGUCAGUGAAAUACAGAAACUAUCAUUCCCGACUAAAAAAAAAAAACUCGAAAGGGACCCUGAAGCAACACUGAUUUUAAACAAAUUGCUACUGCGCCGGCUUGCGUGAAAGGUCCAUAAGAUUUUAAGGCAACGAUUUUUUAUUUUCACUAAAGUGACACGGCACUAAUAUGUAUAAAUUGGGAUGCAAAAACCUUUAACUUUCGGCGCAAAGGCAUAGAUAAAACAUUUAUCUUUGACAGCUGGGCUAACUUCAGAGAACGAAAUAUGCUUGUGACUGUGGGUAAAGAAUAAUACAAAUUUAAUUUUUGUUUUUUCCAAAUUCGAUAAUAGCCGCUUUCAAUGUUUUAAAGUGCAAGCCGGUAUCCCAAUUUAACGAGACAUUCAAAAUA